Sinocyclocheilus grahami is the source of this 1161-nucleotide messenger RNA. RefSeq names its product 26S proteasome non-ATPase regulatory subunit 4-like. Gene Ontology annotation, cellular component: cytosol; proteasome regulatory particle, base subcomplex; nucleus. The coding region runs from base 4 to 1056 and encodes 350 amino acids. NCBI's taxonomy places the organism in Eukaryota, Metazoa, Chordata, Actinopteri, Cypriniformes, Cyprinidae. The record is from RefSeq and is a predicted model, not a curated record. Gene Ontology annotation, molecular function: polyubiquitin modification-dependent protein binding. The transcript is spliced from 10 exons. Gene Ontology annotation, biological process: proteasome-mediated ubiquitin-dependent protein catabolic process.
CCAAUGAUAGUUCACUUACGUGCUUACGUCACACAGAGCGACAACAUUUCCAAGAUGGUGCUUGAGAGUACUAUGGUCUGUGUGGACAACAGUGAAUAUAUGCGCAAUGGAGACUUCUUACCUACCAGACUUCAGGCCCAGCAGGACGCUGUCAACAUCAUCUGCCAUUCAAAGACUCGAAGUAACCCAGAAAACAACGUGGGGCUCAUCACUCUGGCCAAUAACUGUGAGGUCCUGACCACGCUGACCCCUGACACGGGCAGGAUCCUGUCAAAGCUUCACGCUGUCCAGCCCAGAGGAGUCAUCAGCUUCUGUACUGGCAUCAGAGUAGCACAUCCUUAUAUCAUCUGGACAUUUUUUGUUAUGAUCUAUUUGAAUGUGAAAUGUGUGUUUGUGGGAAGCCCUGUGGAGGACCAGGAGAAAGAUUUGGUGAAGAUGGCAAAACGUUUGAAGAAGGAAAAAGUCAGUGUUGACAUCAUUAACUUUGGAGAAGAGGAGGUCAACACGGAUAAGCUGACCAUGUUUGUGAACACCCUAAAUGGAAAAGAGGGCGUAGGCUCUCACCUGGUAACGGUGCCUCCUGGCCCAAGCCUGGCAGAUGCUCUUCUGUCCUCUCCUGUCAUGGCUGGUGAGGGUGGCACCAUUAUGGGCCUGGGUGCCAGUGACUUUGAGUUUGGAGUUGAUCCCAGCGCAGACCCUGAGCUCUCUGAAAAUGCCCUGCUGAAGAUGUCGACAGCUCCUGCUCUGCCUGAUUUCAGCCGCAUGACAGAGGAUGAACAGAUCGCAUACGCCCUACAGAUGUCCAUGCAAGGAGGAGAGUUUGGCAGUUCAGAGGCCAUGGAUGUGGACACAGGUGCAGCAGCAGACAGUGAAGCUCCUAAGGAGGAUGAGGAGGAUUAUGAUGUGAUGCAGGAUCCAGAGUUUUUGCAGAGUGUGCUGGAGAACCUUCCAGGUGUCGACCCCAACAAUGAAGCCAUCCGUAAUGCCAUGGGCUCUCUGGCGUCCCAGAACAGAACAAAACCACCUGAGGGCAAGAAAGAUGAUGAGAAGAAAUAGAGGAAUAAGAUGUGUCUGGACUGACAGAGGACAAGGGCAAAUACAACUGAUGAAAGGUUUCCUACUGGAUUAUGGAUAGAAAUGAACACCGAAUUCAUAUAUGAU